UGGUGUGCAAAUGUGUGCUGGUUUUUUUAAAGCAAUCGAUAUGCAAAUGCACUGAAAUUGAUGAAAAAUGCUAAGUAAAUUUUCUCAGAGGAUUUCGCUCUCUGUGUUAUAUUUGUUGGUCGAAAGUCAAAGAAACCCGUAUAAAAACCGAAGUGUGGCAAGUGCCACCGUACAACAACCACUUGCCUUUACAUUACUUCCUCCUCACUCUGGCGCUACUGCCACAGUCUGGCCUACACCUUUUAAGCACUUGUUUUUGUUUUGAUUGUCUUUUGUUGCCGCUGGAACUGGCUUUAGCACUGAAACUGGCAUUGGCACCUAGCCGAGCAAUUCUUCAGCAUAACUGCUUUGAUGCUCAAGAAAGUCGUAUAAGCUGUGGUCAUGACUUUCAGUCUGCGCUGGACUUGUAUCGUGAUCGGUUGUGUUUUACGGAAGAAGUGUUUAAUUUACAGUUUUAUUGCCGGCAAGUAACGAAAAUCAACGCAAGGUGUUAUGAAAAUUUAAAUUCUUUUGUUGCUCGGUGUGCGUUGAAGCGAUUUGUUUUUUUAAAGUUGUUACCCAUAUUAACGUGUUUAUAUAUUUUUUAAAUGGACUGUUAAAAAUUGAACUCCUUGUACUUGACCAGAAAUAUCGAAAAUAUCAAGUGAUAAUAUUAUUUGAAUUUAUAUAAAAUUUGCAACUAUAUGCAUCUGUCCAUUGCAUUUAAAAAUUAUUACACAAUUUAAAAUUUUUCGAUUGUUGAAUAUGAUAGGAUAAAUACAUGAGUUUCUUAAUUAUAUUGGAAUUGGUUAAAAUGGCAUUGAUUAUACAAAGAAACUGAGUUUGGAUAUUAAAUACAGCUUUUCUGAAAAUCAUCAAAAAAAGACUUGAUCCGUUGUAUGCAUCAGUCGCUGAUUAUUUUCAUAUUUUAUGCGCGCUUUUUGAGUUAAAAUGCUUCAUCACAUCUGCUUAUCUGUCGUAAAAAACCACUGAAGAACACAAUCAAAACAAAAUUGAAAACUUAUAAACAUACCACGCAGACGACAGAUAUUACUGAAGAAUCAUCAGGAAUCGGUGAAUGACACAAUGGCCGAUAGUCGAGAGCGUAUACGUGGUCCACCACGAGAUGGUCGCGAAUUUCUCACAAGUCCCAGACAGGUAUUGCGUCGCUUAAUGUUACUCUCCGAAGGACGUCAAUACAGAGAGGCGGCAGGUGUUGUGGGUCGACUGGGCCUGUCCGUUUUGCGUUCAGUUAUAGCAGAGUUGCCCAUCGACUUGCUGCUGGAACAUCUGCCACACAGCGCCUAUCUGUUGGAGUCAUUUUUUACAAGAUUAAUCACCGUUAACCCCUCACCAAAACCGGAUGUGCCCAUAGAAUCAGUUGUGUGGCAGCUGGUGCGUCUCUUUUCAUAUCCCCACGAAUCAGGUAUGCGGCAACGUUGUGCAAAGCUUACACAAGCCAUAGCACAGUAUGAACCCAAUUUGCGUCAGACACUGCGCGAGCGCCGAAAAUCCUUCGAUAACGCUGUACAAGGUUUGGGUGUUCACGGUCUCACCACAGACGCCACCGGUCAGCUAAUAUCAUUGCAUCAUGCGCUCAAGACCGAAUUGCAAAGGCAUUUGGAUAUCUACAAAAUGGCCAUACACAAAUUGGAGGAGCUGAGCAUGGUAAACGCGCAUCAAGAUCCAGCACAUUCCUCGCAUCAACGGUUACUUGCCAUCAACUACGGUGACAUACAACAAAGACUGAUCGAGAACAAAACCCUACUCACCAUGCUGGAUAAGCCGGCAUUAAAGCAGCUAGCAUGUCUUAUGGAGAAUCUUAGUCAACGUGUGGAGAACGACAAAGAGGUGCUGAAGUGUGUGGGUCAAGUGAAACGUUUAGAUGGUAAGGCUUGUAUAGAGAAACGACCGGCGGCGGGGUUGCUAAUGAACUUUGCGCAAGGCUGCGAAGCCGUGCUACAGCUUAUGGGUCCCGAAAGUCUACCAACAAGUCCGACUGCCAUUUGCAGCGGUAGCAACAGUAGUAACUGCAGUGAUGGCUAUCAUUCGGAUGAUUCAACCAGCGAAGAAACGAGUGAAAUGGUAACUCAAUACCGUACGCUAUAUCUGGAGAACCGAGCGGACACUUUGGAGGCUUUGGAUGGAUUGCCGCAGCUGAAACAUGUUCAAAAUUUGAAAGCGAAAAUACUCUUUUCGAUAAUUGUGUUGUCAUUUCGUCUGUGCCAUGCUAUGCGCGAAAGGAAAGUAAUUGAAGUGCGCCGGGUAUUGAAUUGCGCCUUGGACUCGUCGAGUGAGAGUACGCUUGCCUUGGAUCGUUCGGUGCGCACACAUUUGCAGGAGACCGUUGAAUUCUUUCCGGUUGGAGAAAUUGAACGUUCCGUUUUCAAUCAGGUGCUUUCCACUCUCCACGAAUAUCCCUGCUUGGAAUCAUGUCCACCCUUAACGCAUUUCGUCAGCGCCUGCGUACGCUUGGCUUGGCGCAUGAUUAACCAGAAGUCACCUUACUACCUUGAUAGUGAUUUCAAUCUUGGUUUCUUGCGCCCGGAGAAGCACGAACGGCAUUCACAAUCAGAUCGGCGCUCCGACUUGAUCAAAGCAUUUCUUUGGCCAGCGCUAAUGCAGAACAACCACUGUGUAUUCAAAGCGAUAGUAGCCACUUAGAACAAGCUUGCAACUUUCGUAAACAUAAAAUUAAAGUUUAUAUAACUGUUACUUGCCUUAAAUAGUGCCUAGAGGCCGGUUUCACAUAGAGUUUAUUUAGCCACUUUUUCUUGUGUAACAGUUCUCAUUUAAAAUUCCAAUCUUUAUUAGCAUGAAUCUGCUGCAAGUCUCUUCCAAUAUGUACAUACAUACAUAUAAAUAUACAUAG
Bactrocera oleae (olive fruit fly) is the source of this 2851-nucleotide messenger RNA. Lineage: Eukaryota; Metazoa; Arthropoda; Insecta; Diptera; Tephritidae. The record is from RefSeq and is a predicted model, not a curated record.